Molecule: messenger RNA, 537 nt
Organism: Opisthorchis viverrini
Lineage: Eukaryota; Metazoa; Platyhelminthes; Trematoda; Opisthorchiida; Opisthorchiidae
Exons: 3
Coding region: 1-537 (178 amino acids)
Source: RefSeq, a predicted model, not a curated record
AUGCUGACUGUUUUGAGCCAUUGUUCUGCAAUAUCGUCCCACCUAUGUUUCACAAACCCAAAUGGACAACAUCGUAAGAUCAUUAGUCAGACCCACCCCAGCUGCGCACUGAUGAUGUCUCCUCGUAUGGUGACGAAGUCUUUGCAAGUCACGUGCCGAACUCGGCAGGCAGACCAGCAGUCACGUGAUCAACAGCCAAUAGUCAGAUCACUGUUUACGGUAGGCUGCAGGGGAAAAGCGCUCUACUGGUCUUUUCAGUCGACAUUUAUUACUCUGGUGAGUUUAGACGGCCGGUUCAAGUUCAUAGGUCGCACAAGUUUCUUUUGGACCCAAAUUUGUGGAUCCAGCAGUUGGAUUCCAGUCGUCCCUGAGAUCGAUAGUAGUCUGGAUCGUACCAGGUGUGAUCGGUUCAGAGGUAUCCAGUGUAUGAUAGAAGGCCGGAAAGCAUCCAGGCCAGUCAAUUAUUCAAUCAAUUCAUCAAAAAAAAUGAGUGUUCAGGAUCGCCACACAAUCACGACCGAAUGUGAUCAGCGUUGA